Molecule: messenger RNA, 1026 nt
Organism: Spodoptera exigua (beet armyworm)
Lineage: Eukaryota; Metazoa; Arthropoda; Insecta; Lepidoptera; Noctuidae
Source: the annotation of a GenBank genome assembly
AUGCAUCGUCAUGCGAAAGAUAAGGAUAGAAAUAGAGAUAGCGAUAGAAGUAGGGAUAGAGAUAGAGAUAGAGAUAGAGGUAGAGAUAGAGAUAGAGAUAGAGAUAGAGACAGAGACAGAGACAGAGACAGAGACAGAGACAGAGACAGAGACAGAGACAGAGACAGAGACAGAGACAGAGACAGAGACAGAGACAGAGACAGAGACAGAGACAGAGACAGAGACAGAGACAGAGACAGAGACAGAGACAGAGACAGAGACAGAGACAGAGACAGAGACAGAGACAGAGACAGAGACAGAGACAGAGACAGAGACAGAGACAGAGACAGAGACAGAGACAGAGACAGAGACAGAGACAGAGACAGAGACAGAGACAGAGACAGAGACAGAGACAGAGACAGAGACAGAGACAGAGACAGAGACAGAGACAGAGACAGAGACAGAGACAGAGACAGAGACAGAGACAGAGACAGAGACAGAGACAGAGACAGAGACAGAGACAGAGACAGAGACAGAGACAGAGACAGAGACAGAGACAGAGACAGAGACAGAGACAGAGACAGAGACAGAGACAGAGACAGAGACAGAGACAGAGACAGAGACAGAGACAGAGACAGAGACAGAGACAGAGACAGAGACAGAGACAGAGACAGAGACAGAGACAGAGACAGAGACAGAGACAGAGACAGAGACAGAGACAGAGACAGAGACAGAGACAGAGACAGAGACAGAGACAGAGACAGAGACAGAGACAGAGACAGAGACAGAGACAGAGACAGAGACAGAGACAGAGACAGAGACAGAGACAGAGACAGAGACAGAGACAGAGACAGAGACAGAGACAGAGACAGAGACAGAGACAGAGACAGAGACAGAGACAGAGACAGAGACAGAGACAGAGACAGAGACAGAGACAGAGACAGAGACAGAGACAGAGACAGAGACAGAGACAGAGACAGAGACAGAGAAAAAAUUUGUGUUAAUCUGAUGUUCCGUCACGAUUCAUACCUACUUAAUAAAUUUUAA